AUGGCGAAGGAGUUCACGGAGGCCCUGCUCGGCGCGGCGGAGACGGAGCUGUCUGAGGAACCCCGGAGGCGGCGCACCACGGAAUGGAACAUGACCACCGCGGCACGGACAGCCCUGGCGACCGCCCUUGACAAGCGACGGGCUGCGCGACAUUCCUUCAAGGCCGGACCGAACGCAGCAACGUGGAGGAUCCUCAAAGCAACGUGCAAGGGGGUGAAGGCAACAAUCGCAACGAGCAUCUACGACCACCUGGAAAGAUACGUGACGGAGCUCGAAGCGAUCUACCAGGACCGCGACAUGCGGGGGCUGUACCAACACCUCAAGCGGUCAACGGGCCUCAGCGGGAGACAAGCUGGGGGGCAGCAGUUCGUUACAGACGAGAACGGCGUGCUACUCCGGAACAAGGAUGCCAUCCUCAAGCGGUGGCGGAGAUUCUUCAAUACCCUCCUGAACUCCAAGUCCCCCACUCUGAACCCAGACGUUGUCGAACAGGUGAUGCAGCGACCAGCGACGCGCGCCACCCGACACCUGGCGGCGGUACCAGACCUCGAGGAGGUUGAGGCGGCGACGAAAGGCCUGGGGAACUGGAAGGCGGUUGGUCCCGACCUCCUUGCCGCCGAACUGCUCAAGGUCGACGGCGACGACGAGCCAGUUGUACUGGAGCGCCUCCGUGCCAUCUUCGUCGAAGUGUGGAAUGGGGGAGAGAUGCCGCAGGAGUGGAAGGAUGCCAUCAUUAAGGUGCUGUACAAGAAGGGUGACCGUUCGAACUGCAACAACUACAGGGGCAUCUCGCUGCUCUCGCAUGUAGGCAAAGUACUCGCCAAGACCAUCACCAACCGCCUGAGCGCAUUCUGCGAAGCCAACGAAAUCCUCCCGGAGGAACAGUGCGGGUUCCGGCCUGGCCGAUCCACGGUAUGCAUGCUGUUCGUUGUGCGCCGACUCCAGGAGCUGGGGCGGAGGAGGAGAAUCCCGCUCUACAUGUGCUUCAUCGAUCUGCAGAAGGCAUAUGACUCGGUGGACCGGGAGCUACUGUGGAAGGUGCUGGCCCGGGCCGGGAUCCCCGGGGAGAUGAUCGCCGUCAUCCGCAAGUUCCACGUCGGAAUGCGGGCCCGGGUCCGCACGGACGAUGGGGAGCUAUCGGACUGGUUCCCGGUCACGCAGGGAUUACGACAAGGGUGCUCAAUGUCCCCACUGCUGUUCAACGUCUUCUUCGCAGCGCCUCUCGAGAUCAUUGUCACACGGUUCAGCCAAGAUGAGGUUAUCGUGCGGGACCUAGUGUACUUGAAGGAGGAGGAACGGAGGGGGGGGGGAUUGCUGGACCGAGUCCGGAGGGCGGUGUGGGGGAUGCUAUAUGCCGACGAUGCCGGCGUUGUGUCGAAGUCCGCCGACGGCCUGGCGAGGAUGAUGACCAUUAUCGUGGAGGUGUUCCGGGAGUUCGGGCUGACGGUGUCGGAGAGGAAGACGGAGACCCUGGUGAUGCGGGUGAAGGAGAGACAGCGACCGCCGCCGCCGCCACCGCCGGUGCUGACCAUCGAAGCAGCGGGGCAAAGGUACGCACAGACGACCGAGUUCCGAUACCUGGGCGGCCUCGUCAACGAGCAGGGCGACCUUACCCGAGAGAUCAACCACAGGAGCAAAGCAGCGUGGGCGUGCAUUAAGCGAUACGCCACGGAGCUCUUCGACCGACCGGGAGCACCGUUUCGCCUCAAAGCCCGCCUGCUCCAGGCGGAGGCAGUGGAGGCACUGCUAUACGGCUGCAUGACAUGGUCCCCACGCCGCAACCACUACGGAAUGCUGCAGACGACACACCACCGGCUACUCCUGCGAGUCAUCGGCUACCGGCGCAAACGAGGCACCUACCGGCAGCUGUCAUACGCCCAGGCGCUAAAGAGGGUCGGCUGCCAGAGCGUGGAGGCCACUGUCCGUCAACGGCGCCUGCUCUUUGCGGGGGCCGUGGCAAGACAGCCGGACGGGCGGCUUCCGAAACGGCUGAUGUUCGGCGAGUUGGUGGGAGGGGAGGACCCGGGCCAGGGAAACCCGGAGCAGAACUGGCUGACAUGCCUGAAGGACGACAUGAAGAUGUUCGAAGCCAGGUACGGCUCCACGACCGACAAGCCGAGCGUCUUCGGAGUCCCGAAGUUAGUCUGGAGUGAGGCGGCGAAGGUGGAGGGGGGGGUACCGUGGCACGCGGGGGUGCUACAGGGAGCUGAGAGGUUCAUGGCCUCUUGGCACAAGGGCAAGGAGGAGGCCAGCCGACAACGAGCCAUCAAACGAGGAGACAGCCGGCCCAAAAAUAGUCUAGAUACGGCACCAAUCAACGGGGCGGUAGGGGGGCGGAAGGAAACGGCGCGGCGGGAAGAAAGCAAGCGAGAAGAGACCGACCGCGUGACGUGA
Messenger RNA from Ectocarpus sp. CCAP 1310/34, 2394 nucleotides. The record is from the annotation of a GenBank genome assembly. NCBI's taxonomy places the organism in Eukaryota, Phaeophyceae, Ectocarpales, Ectocarpaceae.